AUGAACACAAUCAUUGAAGUUCGCAGGAACAAUGACAGUUGGGGUGAAGGCUAUGGGUACACAACGAACAUUACAAACAAAGGUGUAAAUACAGAAUAUCAGGAGAUCCCGAAUAUCUUCACUGCCAUUGAUCUCUCAAGCAACAAAUUUGAAGGGGAGAUUCCAGAAUUUAUUGGAAACCUUAAGGGGCUUCAGUUGCUCAACCUUUCCAACAAUGACCUUAAUGGUGGAAUCCCAUCAUGCUUGGGGAACCUAACAAACCUUGAAUCUUUGGACCUUUCUCAAAACAAGCUCUCGGGAGAAAUCCCUCAGCAACUAGCACUUCUCACUUUCCUUGAAUUUUUAAAUGUCUCAAAUAACCAUCUCACCAGACCCAUUCCACAUGGAAAGCAAUUCAACACAUUCAAGAACAAUUCCUACGAGGGGAAUUCAGGAUUUGUGUUUGUUAAUGAAAAUCUCACUGGGCCAAUUGCCCAAAUUUCACCAAAGCAACGCCCCCUUCAGGAUCUAGAACUUGCUGUCACCAGUUUCUCUGGCAAGCUACCCGGACUCAUUGGAAAAUCUUAUUUCUUGAGAGAUUGGAUUGGAUCUGCUUCUGGUCGUCCUUCUGCUUAUCCCAAGGUUGCGUCAUGGAAGCUCGAAGGAGAAACUAGCAAUUGCUGCUCAUGGGAUGGUGUCGAGUGUGAUCGGGACACCGGUCAUGUGAUUGGCCUUGGCCUGAGCAGCAGUUUCCUCUAUGGUUUUCUUAAUUCAAGGAGCAGCCUCUUCAGCGCAGUUCACCUUCAGAGACUUAACCUUGCCAAUAAUGACUUCAAUUACUCUCAUAUCCCAUCAGAAAUUUGCCAGCUCUCAAGGUUAACGAGUCUCAACCUUUCCCUAUCUCUUUUUUCAGGUCAAAUCCCUCCAGAGAUCUCAAAAUUGUCAAAAUUAGUUUUGCUUGAUCUUUCUCACAAUGUUGAUCCUCUUUACGAUGUUAAUUUUCCUUACAGUAUUCACUCAUCAAAAGCAAGACUAUUGAAACUUGAAAAGUAUGGCCUGAGAAGCUUACUUCAAAAGUUGACUAACCUCAAAGAGCUUCAUCUCAGUAAGGUGAUCAUAUCUUCUGAAGUACCUGAUACAUUGGCCAACUUACCUUCCUUGACAACUCUUGUUCUAAAAGAUUGUGGGCUGCGUGGGGAAUUCCCAGUAAGCAUAUUCCACCUACCAAAGCUUCAAUUUUUCAGUGUGUGUUAUAAUGAAAAUCUCACUGGCCAUUUGCCCAAAUUUCACCAAAGCAGCCCCCUUCAGGAUCUAGAACUUGCUGUCACCAGUUUCUCUGGCAAGCUACCGGACUCAAUUGGAAAUCUUAAUUUCUUGAAGACGUUAGAUUUCACUGAAUGCUAUUUCUCAGGGUCCAUUCCAGAUUCACUUGGUAACCUAACACAAUUAACCGAUCUGUUCCUUUCGUACAAUCUAUUGCAAGGCCCAAUCCCAAGCUCAUUCUCUGAGCUAAAGAAUCUUGAAGCUGCUUAUCUUUCUUACAAUAAUCUCAGCGACUCAGCGCUUGAAAUUUUUUUUAAGCUAAAAAUUCUUACUGAGCUCAAUUUGUCCAGUAACAAAUUAAAAUUGCUGACCAAAAACAGUACCAAUUCCACUCUUCCAAAGUUUCAAAUGUUAUUACUAGGUUCAUGCAACUUGAGGGAGUUCCCAGAUUUUAUACGCUUCCAACACGAACUGAAGGUUCUGCAUCUUCAGGAAAACAAUAUCCGUGGCCAAAUUCCAUCAUGGUUUUUUAACACAAGUAAAGAAACUCUGGGGCUUUUAAACCCUAAGGAAAAUUUUCUAAUAGGCUUUGAGCAACAUCCAGAUAUGCUUCUGUGG
Molecule: messenger RNA, 1860 nt
Organism: Camellia sinensis
Lineage: Eukaryota; Viridiplantae; Streptophyta; Magnoliopsida; Ericales; Theaceae
Source: RefSeq, a predicted model, not a curated record